UGCUUUUCUCCAGUUCCACAUGUUGAAAUUGUGUUUCUUCAUCUGUUUGAUAUACUGCGUGCAAUCAGAUGAGGAGACAGAAUGCCCUGAAUUUACAGAUCUUAAUAUAGGCAAUGCUUUGUCUGGAACAGAACUCCAAGUCCAGCUACUUCUGUACACGAGAGAAAAUCCAAAUUGUUCUGAGAGACUCAUUGAACACAAUGUUACUGCAUCUAAGUACUUCAAUACCUCCAAGAAAGUUGUCUUUGUUAUUCAUGGCUUCAGACCAACAGGAUCUGCACCAGCAUGGCUAGGUGAUAUGAAGAAGCUCUUACUGUCUUCAGAAGAUAUUAAUCUUAUUAUAGUUGAUUGGAAUCGUGGUGCUACAACUGUGAAUUAUGUAACUGCUGUUGAAAACUGCGGAAAAGUUGCAGAAAUACUGAAGACCUAUAUUGACCAGAUGCUGGUAGGUGGAACUUCUCUUGACACUAUGUAUAUAAUUGGUGUUAGUCUUGGGGCUCAUAUAGCUGGUUUUGUUGGGCAGAAGUAUAAUGGCAAAAUUGGCAGAAUUACAGGUCUUGAUCCAGCAGGCCCUUCAUUCACCCGACAACCACCUGAGUGGAGGCUGGAUCGCAGUGAUGCACAAUUUGUUGAUGUAAUCCAUUCAGAUACUGAUGCACUAGGUUUCAAGAAACCUUUAGGAACCAUUGAUUUCUAUCCAAAUGGAGGAAUGGAUCAACCUGGUUGUCCACAAACACUGUUCGGUGGAAUUGAGUAUUUUAAGUGUGACCAUCAAAGAGCUGUGUUCCUCUUCUUAUCGUCUUUGAAAGGAAAGUGCAACAUAAUAACAUAUCCCUGUGACUCUUAUUUGGAUUACAAGAGAGGAAAAUGUCUUGAUUGUGAAGCUUUCCAGCCAAUGUCCUGUCCAGUACUGGGUUAUUAUGCUGAUAGAUGGAAUAAAGUGUUAAUCCCAAAGAGUUCACCAACGAAAGCUUAUUUUGAUACCUCAGACCAAGACCCAUUCUGCAUGUAUAACUAUAUCCUGUAUAUUACUACCUGGAAUAAAAGUAUUAGGAGAGGUUUCAUUAAAAUUAAAAUAACAGAUUAUGCUGGAAACACAGUAGAAUCGGAGAUGAAUAGUGAAGCUUCAACAUUUCAGCAAUAUAAAAGAGUCAAAAUACUAGCUGGAUUUCAUCAAGACCUUGACAAAAUAUCAAAAAUUUCCUUGACCUUUUCUACGAAGACUUUGAUAGGCCCAAAGCACAAGCUUAGAAUUCUCCAAAUGAGGCUGAAAUCUCUUAAUAAUCCAGAAAGGCUGCAGCUGUGCAGAUAUGACUUUGUACUAAUGGAGAACAUUGAACUGACCUUCAAACCUAUCCCUUGUCUAGAGACGGAUACAUGA
Messenger RNA from Chaetura pelagica (chimney swift), 1381 nucleotides. It is a transcript of the gene LIPI, whose product is annotated as lipase, member I. Gene Ontology annotation, biological process: lipid metabolic process. Bases 20 to 1381 code for a protein of 453 amino acids. Gene Ontology annotation, molecular function: carboxylic ester hydrolase activity; lipase activity. NCBI's taxonomy places the organism in Eukaryota, Metazoa, Chordata, Aves, Apodiformes, Apodidae. The record is from RefSeq and is a predicted model, not a curated record. The transcript is spliced from 10 exons.